This is a messenger RNA of Diachasma alloeum, 1021 nucleotides long. RefSeq names its product protein takeout. The transcript has 3 exons. Lineage: Eukaryota; Metazoa; Arthropoda; Insecta; Hymenoptera; Braconidae. The record is from RefSeq and is a predicted model, not a curated record. Bases 14 to 775 code for a protein of 253 amino acids.
CAACGCAGUCAACAUGUAUCGGAUUAUCUUCCCACUUUUUCUAUUUGAAGUUGUGUUAAUUGAAAACGGUUGGACGGAAGAAAUACAGAUACCAUCAGUGUUGAAGAUAUGUAAUAGAAGCAAUCCACAUUUGAACGAGUGCAUCAAAUACAGUGUGGAUUCCCUUAAGCCCUAUCUCAAGAGUGGAAUACCUGAAUUCAAUAUUCCACCUUGUGAGCCACUUCAUGUGCCUCAGGUGGAAAUCAAGCAGGAUGCUGGACCUGUGUCAAUUAGCUCUAAUUACUCCAAUAUUAAAAUUGCUGGGGGAUCAGAUUUCAAUCUGAAAAGUGUUAAGAUUGAUGCCGAUAAUGAUCGAAUUCGUCUGAAACUCUACAUUCCGCGUUUGACAAUGACAUCCAACUACAACAUGUCAGGAAAAAUUCUGAUGCUACCAAUCACAGGUCACGGACAAGCACGCGGAAAUUUCUCCGAUAUCGACGCAAUCGUCACAAUUCAGGGUGAACGUUAUCAAGGCAGCAACACCACACAGAUAUAUUUCAGAGUUCUAGACUGCUAUUGUGAUUUUGAAGUUGGCCACGCUAGCCUGUAUCUUGAGAAUCUCUUCAAUGGUGAUGAGACCCUUGCUGACACCAUGAAUCUGUUUCUCAAUGACAAUUGGAGAGCAGUGGCUGCUGAGAUUAAACCAGCACUCGAAGACACUGUCGGCAGAAUGUUUAAAAAUUUCUCAAACAAAAUUUACUCCAAAUACCCACUCGAUCAGCUUCUACCCCCCUAAUUGAUGUCAACCAAUCGAAAUGGAGUUCCACACUAAGAGAAAAGUCGACAUAAUAUCACAAAAAUCAUUUCUUGAGCGAAAAACAUCGCGUACAUAUUUGGAGGAGGAAGUUAGUGAAUGAUUUUUUUUUUCGAAAUGAGAUAAUAUUCCUUCAAAGAUAAGAAUAGUUUCGUACUCAACGCGAUUGAGCGUAAGCGACGGUUAUAUUUUGGUAAUAUCUGCAGGUUUUCCUCUGCAUAAACUCUC